CUGUGUUCUUUAACGAGAACACAAGAAACAGCUCUGCAUUUUAUACAGAGUCAAUGGGAGAUAACGCUUUCUGCUAUUGUGGGGUAAAUGGUGCAUCUAGGCUGCGAGAGAUAGCGGUGUAUAUCACUAGGAGGAGGUGAGAGAUAGCUGUAUGUAUCACUAGAAGGAGCUGAGAGAUAGCUGUGUGUAUCACUAGAAGGAGCUGAGAGAUAGCUGUGUGUAUCACUAGAAGGAUGUGAGAGAUAGCUGUAAGCAGGUGAGAGAUAGCUGCAUGUAGCACUAGGAGGAGGUAAGAGAUAGCUGCAUGUAUCACUAGGAGGUGGUGAGAGAUAGCUGUAUGUAUCACUAGGAGGAGGUGAGAGAUAGCUGUAUGGAUCACUAGGAGGAGGUGAGAGAUAGCUGUAUGUAUCACUAGCAGGAGGUGAGAGAUAGCUGUAUGUAUCACUAGGAGGAGGUGAGAGAUAGCUGUAUGGAUCACUAGGAGGAGGUGAGAGAUAGCUGUAUGUAUCACUAGCAGGAGGUGAGAGUUAGCUGUGUGUAUCACUAGAAGGAGGUGAGAGAUAGCUGUAUGUAUCACUGGGAGGAGGUGGGAGAGAGCUGUAUGUAUCACUAGCAGGAGGUGAGAGAUAGCUGUAAGCAGGUGAGAGAUAGCUGUAUGUAGCACUAGGAGGAGGUGGGAGAUAGCUGUAAGCAGGUGAGAGAUAGCUGUAUGUAGCACUAGGAGGAGGUAAGAGAUAGCUGUAUGUAUCACUAGCAGGGGGUGAGAGAUAGCUGUGUGUAUCACUAGGAGGAGGUGAGAGAUAGCUGUAUGUAUCAGUAGCAAGAGGUGAGAGAUAGCUGUAUGUAUCACUAGGAGGAGGUGAGAGAUAGCUGCAUGUAUCACUAGGAGGAGGUGAGAGAUAGCUGUAUGUAUCACUAGGAGGAGGUGAGAGUUAGCUGUGUGUAUCACUAGCAGGAGGUGAGAGAUAGCUGUGUGUAUCACUGGGAGGAGGUGGGAGAUAGCUGUAAGCAGGUGAGAGAUAGCUGUAUGUAUCACUAGAAGGAGGUAAGAGAUAGCUGUAUGUAUCACUAGGAGGAGGUGAGAGAUAGCUGCAUGUAUCACUAGGAGGAGGUGAGAGAUAGCUGUGUGUAUCACUGGGAGGAGGUGGGAGAUAGCUGUAAGCAGGUGAGAGAUAGCUGUAUGUAUCACUAGAAGGAGGUAAGAGAUAGCUGUAUGUAUCACUAGAAGGAGGUAAGAGAUAGCUGUAUGUAUCACUAGGAGGAGGUAAGAGAUAGCUGUAUGUAUCACUAGGAGGAGGUAAGAGAUAGCUGCAUGUAUCAGUAGGAGGAGGUUUGAGAUAGCUGUAUGUAUCAGUAGCAAGAGGUGAGAGAUAGCUGUAUGUAUCACUAGGAGGAGGUGAGAGAUAGCUGCAUGUAUCACUAGGAGGAGGUGAGAGAUAGCUGUAUGUAUCACUAGGAGGAGGUGAGAGAUAGCUGUAUGUAUCACUAGAAGGAGGUAAGAGAUAGCUGUAUGUAUCACUAGGAGGAGGUGAGAGAUAGCUGCAUGUAUCACUAGGAGGAGGUGAGAGAUAGCUGUAUGUAUCACUAGGAGGAGGUGAGAGAUAGCUGUGUGUAUCACUAGCAGGAGGUGAGAGAUAGCUGUGUGUAUCACUGGGAGGAGGUGAGAGAUAGCUGCAUGUAUCACUAGAAGGAGGUAAGAGAUAGCUGUAUGUAUCACUAGGAGGAGGUGAGAGAUAGCUGUAUGUAUCACUAGGAGGAGGUAAGAGAUAGCUGUAUGUAUCACUAGGAGGAGGUAAGAGAUAGCUGCAUGUAUCACUAGGAGGAGGUGAGAGAUAGCUGUAUGUAUCAGUAGCAAGAGGUGAGAGAUAGCUGUAUGUAUCACUAGGAGGAGGUGAGAGAUAGCUGUAUGUAUCAGUAGCAAGAGGUGAGAGAUAGCUGUAUGUAACACUAGGAGGAGGUGAGAGAUAGCUGUAUGUAACACUAGGAGGAGGUGAGAGAUAGCUGUAUGUAACACUAGGAGGAGGUGAGAGAUAGCUGUGUGUAUCACUAGGAGGAGGUGAGAGAUAGCUGUAUGUAACACUAGGAGGAGGUGAGAGAUAGCUGUAUGUAUCAGUAGCAGGAGGUGAGUGAUAGCUGCAUGUAUCACUAGGAGGAGGUGAGAGAUAGCUGUAUGUAUCACUAGCAGGAGGUGAGAGAUAGCUGUAUGUAUCACUAGGAGGAGGUGAGAGAUAGCUGUAUGUAGCACUAGGAGGAGGUGAGAGAUAGCUGUAUGUAGCACUAGGAGGAGGUGAGAGAUAGAUGUAUGUAUCACUAGGAGGGGGUGAGAGAUAGCUGUAUGUAACAUUAGGAGGAGGUGAGUGAUAGCUGUAUGUAUCACUAGGAGGGGGUGAGAGAUAGCUGUAUGUAACACUAGGAGGAGGUGAGAGAUAGCUGUAUGUAACACUAGGAGGAGGUGAGAGAUAGCUGUGUGUAUCACUAGGAGGAGGUGAGAGAUAGCUGUAUGUAACACUAGGAGGAGGUAAGAGAUAGCUGUAAGCAUCACUGGGAGGAGGUGAGAGAUAGCUUUAAGUAACACUAGGAGGAGGUGAGAGAUAGCUGUGUAUGUAAUAGUGGGUGGGUAAGGUAGAUCAAUAUCUGUGUUAAAGUGAUAGCAGAUGGCACGGUUAGUACACAGCCCUCGGUGGAAACGAUGUACAAAUAAAUAUACAUAGAACAUGGCACCUUAAACAGAGACACUGGCAAAUAGCCGUAUAGUAAAAGAUAGCUAUAUGCAGCAUUGUUUCUUAUACAGAAACACUGGCAGACAGCCAUUUUAAACAUUGUUUCUCAUACAGAGACAGUGGCAGAUAGCCAUGUAAAUCUAGAGCGAGAUGAGGGUACAGUGUAGUAUCUAGAGAAGUUUAAAUCUAGAGUGAGAUGAGGGUGCGGGGUAGUAUCUAGGGAAUGGUAAAUCUAGAGUGAGAUGAGGGUACAGUGUAGUAUCUAGAGAAGGGUAAAUCUAGAGCAAGUUGAGGGUGCUGUGUAGAAUCUAGAGACAGGUAAAUCUAGAGUGAGAUGAGGGUACAGUGUAGUAUCUAGAGAAGGGUAAAUCUAGGGUGAGAAGGGUACAGUGUAAUAUCUAGAAAUGGUAAAAUCUAGAGUGAGACGAGGGUGCGGGGUAGUAUCUAGGGAAUGGUAAAUCUAGGGUGAGAUGAGGGUACUGUAUAAUAUCUAGAGAAGGAUAAAUUUAGAGCAAGAUGAGGAUGCUGUGUAGUAUAUGGAGAAGGGUAAAUCUAGAGCGAGAUGAAGGUGCGGUGUAAUAUCUAGAGAAAGGUAAAUCUAGAGUGAGGCGAGGGUACGGUGUAAUAUCUAGAGAAAGGUAAAUCUAGAGUAAGAUGAGGGUGCGGUGUAAUAUCUAGAGAAGAUUAAAUCUAGAGUGAGGCGAGGGUAUGGUGUAAUAUCUAGAGAAAGGUAAAUCUAGAGUAAGAUGAGGGUGCGGUGUAAUAUCUAGAGAAGAUUAAAUCUAGAGUGAGGCGAGGGUAUGGUGUAAUAUCUAGAGAAAUGUAAAUCUAGAGUAAAAUGAGGGUGCGGUGUAAUAUCUAGAGAAGAUUAAAUCUAGAGUGAGAUGAGGGUACGGUGUAAUAUCUAGAGAAGAUUAAAUCUAGAGUGAGAUGAGGGUACGGUGUAAUAUCUAGAGAAGAUUAAAUCUAGAGUGAGAUGAGGGUACGGUGUAAUAUCUAGAGAAGAUUAAAUCUAGAGUGAGAUGAGGGUACGGUGUAAUAUCUAGAGAAGAUUAAAUCUAGAGUGAGGCGAGGGUAUGGUGUAAUAUCUAGAGAAGAUUAAAUCUAGAGUGAGAUGAGGGUGCGGUGUAAUAUCUAGAGAAGAUUAAAUCUAGAGUGAGAUGAGGGUACGGUGUAAUAUCUAGAGAAGAUUAAAUCUAGAGUGAGAUGAGGGUACGGUGUAAUAUCUAGAGAGGGUUAAAUCUAGAGUAAUAUGAGGGUGCGGUGUAGUAUCUGUGAAGACUAUACAAUUAUUCUAGAGUAAGAGGCGAGCAUUGUGUCAGGAGUCAGCUAUAUAUUUCUAGAGUAAGGUGAUUGCAGAAUUGUUUAUAGAGUAGAGUGACAGUGCUGGGUCGAUUCUACAUCUUCCUUGGCUGUGACUCACACAGCCUGCAUGAAAAUAAUGAAAUUUUCAAUCAGAUCUUACAACACAGUGUGUUUACUUUGAAAGGUUUUAUCUCAUGCUAUGGCCAGUACAGACUCUGGUCACUAUUCUAGAGACUGCCAUGGUGAUUGAAGUGCUUUUUCUCACUGCACAGGGAGAGCGUUGAGAUGUUACACCUGUCUCUUCCCCACCAUCUCCCCCAUGGAAUGCAUUAAGUUUCCAGUCACUUGCCCUCCCAGCGAGAGAUGUCUGAUCUCCACUGCAACUGGAAGAAGAGGUAUGUUGGCCCCAUGGAGAGGGCGAAGCUACGUCAUUGACGGUCAUUCACUAAAAGCGACAACUACUGAGAAUUUAAAGUGAAUUUACAAAUUUAGGCCAAAAUAGCUUAAUUAAAAAAAAAUAAAAAUCUGUUUGGUUGUAAAAUUCACUUCAAAUGAUUCUCAGAUAAGUAAAUAACCCUUAUAUAGAGCUAAAACAAACUCCCAAUCUAUAGCUGCUAUAAUCGUUUUAUCAGAGAGUCCAAAUACCUUGUUGCCCUUGAACUCAUUAUCACAGAGCUCCAAUAAUAAAACACUAUAAUCUAUGGUGUGCAAAUGCAUCACAGAGCUCCCACAGCCAUACAGCUCACCAAGCAUUGAAUAUGCAUGUCACAGAGCUCCACAGCAAUACAGCUCACCAAGCAUUGGAUAUCAGUGUAUCACAGAGCUCCACAGCCAUACAGCUCACCAAGCAUUGAAUAUGCAUGUCACAGAGCUCCACAGCAAUACAGCUCACCAAGCAUUGGAUAUCAGUGUAUCACAGAGCUCCACAGCCAUACAGCUCACCAAGCAUUGAAUAUGCAUGUCACAGAGCUCCAUAGCAAUACAGCUCAUUGAGCAUUGAAGAGGAAUAUCACAGAGCUCCGCAGCAUACAGGAAACAGACCAUUAACUACGAGUAUAUCACAGAGGGCCGCAGGUUUACAAUAUUCUAAAAAUAUAUCUUAAUAUGACAUGUUUUAAUUUGGUUACGCUAGCAGGACAGAUUUAGAUCACUCUGCAAAAUAAAUAAAUAAAAAAUAGCAACACGUUUACUUUAUACAUAAUAAGCCCAAGUUCCUUAUUCCAGCAUGGCUUCCUGAAAAGGUUUAUUGAUUUAUUUUUUAACCCUAUUUGCACAUCACGUGCAAAACACACUAUACACAUAAAAAAAACCAUUUAGAAUCUUCAUGUAUGUAUAUAUAUAUAUAUAUAUAUAUAUAUACCAGCUCAGAAAGUUAAUUUGGAUUUUAUAGGCAGAUUCCACUAAAGCUAUAAUGCUAAAAUUUCUCACCCCAGAUGGAGGACUACAAUGCUCAUGAUGCCCACAUUUAUACACACACAGCAGAGUGCUCCAGUUUGAUGGUUAAUGUCACUCCAGCUGCUGUAGACAUUACUAUGUACUAGAAUGGCACACUAACUGCUGUGAAACACUACUCCCAUCAAGCGCAAACACUGGAUAUGCAUGGUGGGAUUUGGAUUUAGAGUCUAACCAAAUCAUUAUCUUCUUGGCUAGAGACGGAGUGAAUGGAAGAUGUGACCAAUGGGGAUAAUCCCGCACUCAUAAACGCUCCUUCACUGCCAUUUACACACUGCAUGGGGGGCACCCACGAACCUCUGUGUACACCAUGACCCCCCCCCCAAAAAAAAAAUAGUGUUGGAAGAGACAAAAAAAAAAAAAACACUGUGCAAAUUUAAAUGAAUAAUGCCAUGCCAUAAAGGUUACGGGUUAUGACCACCAGGUUCCCGUCUCUCUCUCUGCAGGCGAGUUCCAGUUUGUGCUGCGGGAGCGGAGCUGCACCGUGGCCAGUCUCUGCGGGACCAGCGGCCAGAAGAACACACUGGGCAUUAACGUCACCUUCCACAACGCCUGCUGUGACACUGAUCUCUGCAAUUCAGCAUCUGCUGGGAAAGCGACGCUCGCUAUGGUACUCAUCCCGCCUCUGUUUCUCCUAAUACUGGCAAAGUGAGGCCAGGCUGGAGUGCCCGCAAUCCUCUCGUAACAAUAAAAAUAUAUAAUAUGUA
Molecule: messenger RNA, 6184 nt
Organism: Pelobates cultripes (western spadefoot toad)
Lineage: Eukaryota; Metazoa; Chordata; Amphibia; Anura; Pelobatidae
Source: the annotation of a GenBank genome assembly